AUGCUGCUUCCCUCAAGGAGUAGCGGCAGUGGAGAUCACUUAGGGCGCCUCAGCCGAUCCCUGAUAUAUGUAGGUCAUACGCCCAUUCUGCAAUUCAUUGGUGGCUUCGGUGUACCUGUUCAGGAUUCUAGCAUCGAGUCCGUUAUUUUGGGAUAUGUGUUUAGAACGCAAUAUUUUAUGCCCCACAAUGCCAGCGAUCUGCCAAAUUAUGAACUGCGACCUCAGCCCAUAACGGGACGCGCUGCCUCGAUCUAUCGUUGGGUGCUCUAUCGGGGCAUCGAAACGUUGCUGGAGAAAGUCGGCCUCCCAGGACGAAGCUGUCUGAGCGCGCUAUGUAGCAGUAGCAACGAUCACUUGAAGCGUCUCAGCAGAUCCUUAAUAUAUCCAGAGACUGCGCCCACACGUCUGCAAUUUAUUGGCGGUAUCGGUAUUCCUGUGGAAGAUUUGCAUUUCGAGUCCAUAACAUCGGGCUAUGUAUUAAAGGCGGAAUAUUUUCUGCCCAUUAACGCCAGCGAACUCACCCACCACUAUCUACGACCUCAGGCCAUAACGGGACGCGAGGAAGAUGUAAGCAGCAGUGAUUCUCCAUUUAACUACGCCUCGAUCUAUCGAUGGAUGCUCUAUCGCGGGGUUGAAACGUUGCUGGAGAAGGCUGGCCUCCCAGGACAAAGCUGUCUGCUGCGCGUGAUUUGCGAGCAUGCAGCCUUGCCUCUCAGUCACGAGAGUGGGCUAUUGGCCGAGAUAUUACACAUUAUACUCACGCCCUCAAGCUCUCAAGAUGCGCUAGCGAAGCAUACAGAUCGAGAUUAUUUAAUGGCGGAGCGUUUUGGACGCCGUGGAGGUGACUGUCGGGCUGCUUUUGCAAAAAAGUGUAAAAAAUCUCCCAUGGACUUCAUAACGAUGUUAAUCGAGGUGAAUGGAUAA
Messenger RNA from Scaptodrosophila lebanonensis, 924 nucleotides. RefSeq lists its product as uncharacterized. The record is from RefSeq and is a predicted model, not a curated record. The transcript has 2 exons. NCBI's taxonomy places the organism in Eukaryota, Metazoa, Arthropoda, Insecta, Diptera, Drosophilidae. The coding region runs from base 1 to 924 and encodes 307 amino acids.